Microtus ochrogaster (prairie vole) is the source of this 4129-nucleotide messenger RNA. RefSeq names its product defective in cullin neddylation 1 domain containing 4 (gene Dcun1d4). Gene Ontology annotation, molecular function: ubiquitin-like protein binding; cullin family protein binding; ubiquitin conjugating enzyme binding. Gene Ontology annotation, cellular component: ubiquitin ligase complex. Gene Ontology annotation, biological process: protein neddylation. The record is from RefSeq and is a predicted model, not a curated record. NCBI's taxonomy places the organism in Eukaryota, Metazoa, Chordata, Mammalia, Rodentia, Cricetidae.
CCGCCGGUCCUCUGCUGCGAGCUAAGGUUUGGAGAGUCGGUGGGGGGACCGCGAGUGGAGCGCGGGAGCCCGGGCGGCGAGCGGGUGUGACCUGCCCGAAAAUGCACUCGGAUGCUGCAGCUGUCAACUUUCAGCUGAACUCUCAUCUCUCAACACUGGCAAACAUUCAUAAGAUCUACCAUACCCUUAACAAGCUAAAUCUGACAGAAGACGUUGGCCAAGACGAUCACCAAACAGGAAGCCUGCGGUCCUGCAGUUCCUCAGACUGCUUUAGUAAAGUGAUGCCACCAAGGAAAAAGAGAAGACCUGCCUCUGGAGAUGACCUAUCUGCCAAGAAAAGCAGGCAUGACAGCAUGUAUAGGAAAUAUGAGCCCACGAGAAUAAAGACUGACGAAGAAGCCUUCUCUAGUAAGCGGUGUCUGGAGUGGUUUUAUGAGUAUGCAGGAACUGAUGAUGUGGUGGGUCCCGAAGGCAUGGAGAAAUUCUGUGAAGACAUCGGUGUUGAACCAGAAAAUGUGGUCAUGCUUGUUCUCGCUUGGAAGUUGGAUGCACAAAACAUGGGCUAUUUUACUCUGCAGGAGUGGCUGAAAGGAAUGACUGCUCUCCAAUGUGACACAACAGAAAAACUCAGAGCUACUUUGGAUUACUUAAGAUCAUUAUUAAACGAUACAACAAACUUUAAGCUCAUUUACAGAUACGCGUUUGACUUUGCACGGGAAAAGGACCAGCGCAGCCUAGACAUAAACACUGCCAAGUGCAUGUUGGGACUGUUACUAGGGAAAAUCUGGCCCCUUUUUCCAGUUUUUCACCAGUUCUUAGAGCAAUCAAAAUAUAAAGUGAUAAACAAAGACCAGUGGUGCAAUGUGCUGGAGUUCAGCAGAACCAUUAGCCUGGACCUCAGCAACUAUGAUGAAGAUGGAGCAUGGCCAGUUUUGUUGGACGAAUUUGUGGAAUGGUAUAAAGACAAACAGAUGUCCUAGGACUGUAUGCAUAGCAGCGAGAGAGUCACUGUUACCACGGUUACGUCACCCAUUAGCCAUAAACUGCUGUUUGUAACGAAGCGCAUGCUGCUUUUCUUGCACAGUCUCCCUCCUGCAGGGUGUUUUGGUGUUUGCUAUUGAAUGGGCCUCUCUGCUUGCUGUGUAGCACUGUUCUCUUGGAGGCUGCUCUGCAGUCCAUUUCACACUACAGAUUGGUGAACUGGCCAACGUCCUCACUGUGAUUAUGUGUACAUUGCUGUUUCAAUUUUGUAUAUGUGUAUAAAAUGAAAAGCUUCACCUAGAGAUUAUUUCUGCAAAAAUGUAUUGUAAAAAUAAUUUUGUGGCAUAUUUCUAGUCCCCCUUUUUCCCCCAAAUGAGCCAAUUAUACUUUAUUUGGUCUCAAAUGUAGCAUUUCAGGAAGUGUUGUAACUGUCCCCGUGAACAGAUAUUGCCAGAAUUAACCUCAUUGCUUCUGGAAGAAGUGGGAGUCAUGACUUACAGUGGCACAUGCCAAAUCUGACUUGGUUUCCAUGACAACUUGGGUAUUUUAAAGUGAUAAAAAGUUAUAACUAUUUGAGCACACAGACAUAUAACAUGCUACAAAGCAUUUCUAACACAAAGCUAUAGGCUUAUGGGUUUCUUAAAUUAUUAUUUUCUUCAUUUUUUAAAUGUUAACACUGUUGGUAGCUUGACCAUAGGUACAAGUGAACAAAUUAAAAUUGCUCCUUUUAAAUUUUAAAUUGAAGCUUAGGUUUCUCUAAACCUUUUGCUGUUUCUCCCUUUGCGUUCCUCUAGCAGUGUUUGGUCUGCUGAAGCUCUCUGUGCCACUGUAAGUAAAACGUCUUUGCCAUCCCCGUGAGCCUACUGGCUUGCUGGCAGUUCAUAGCUGCAAAGCACUUUUAACUGUGUCUUGAGUUUCCAGUUACUCUUUUACAGUGUCUGUAACCUCCCAGGGUUUUGUUUUUGUUUUUGUUUUUGUUCGUUUUUUUUUUUUUUUAAAGACCACAAGUGCGAGAUGUUUUGUUUUCUGUCUUUGUUCUUCUGUGCUAGGCAUUUCCUGGCAGCAUGUCCAUUGCAGGCAGUGGACCCAAAACCACCAGCAUUGAGCUAACCCUGUUCACACUGGGACCUUUCCCAGAGGGGCCACUUGUCAUUCCCUGAGUCAUGUGUUCAGAAGGGUGAUAGCCAUUAUGUGGAUAAGAAAACCAGAGCAAACACAACGGUGUUUCUGGGUUUGUAUUUUAUGUCUUUCUUUUGUUUGCCUUGCCCCUCUUGAGGAAGUGUGUAGUUAACAGGCUUUCCCCCAAUCAUUUGGUGCUAUGACUCACUCAGUCCCCGAAGUUUGUGAAAACCCAUCUGAAGACUUAGCCCAGUAAAGAGCUAAUGGCUUGUUUGCUGGGUGAAUGGUGUAGCGGGGUAAGAUCUGUGCCUGCCCAGGUGAGCGAUGACCAGAGAUGUUGGGCCAAAAAAGAAGUUGUCUCCAUUAAAUGUGAACCUUAAAUGGCAUUAAAUGAGCGAAGCACACAGACAAUGCUACCCUCGAUCACUGUUUCAGUUCCUUCCCAAAGUGUUGCGAUUUUCAUCUUAUUUCGUCCCCCGAUUGAACCACCAAAGACAGAGAUGUUGUAUGUAUAUAUCGUGUGCGUGCAUAUACACAAUUGGGAUGUGGUAGAAUGCAACUACUUGCCUUUUUCUACCAAAUAAUGAGAUUUAGUUUGCUGUGAAAUAAACCAGAAGUUUUUUUAAAAAAAAAACAAAACAAUAGCUCAAUAUUGCUUUAGCUUCCUCCAUCAUCCCUUGUCUGUAGUCUCACAAAUUAGUAUCUGAACACAAUGUAAGCUUCCUGGGAAACCACAGCUGUUGGGACUGCUAUGUGACGGGGUCCCAGUGCACGCAGGUACGUGACAGUGGGGGCUGGCGCAAGGCAGGCGCUGCCCCGUGGAGGGUGAUUCCUCUUCAGGUGCACCCGAGGUGAAAGAAUCACUCUUGAGCUGGAUCAGCUGUCGAUUGCCUCAGUGCAAAGACGGAUCGUAGAUGGAAUUGUUUUAAAUGUUGUGUGAGAAUCUGGAGAAUGUUUUAAACACUAAGCACAGCGAUUCUGGGAAUAAAGGGUUGUUACCAGGGUGAAACAUUGUAUUUCAUCCACAGUGAACAUUUUGAUGAUAGAGACUCAAGUAACAACCCUCAGGAUAUAUGGUAUGGAAGCCCGCAUUCCGGAGGGGAUAAUCAAUAUUUGGAACUCCAAAUACUCUCUAAACUGCCGCGAGAACUGAACCUCUGUGACUGCUGCUUGCCCUUGGUUUUCUCGAUUUUGCGGAGCUGUUUUUAAGGGAGGCAGACCAAGUCAUAAGACACCUUUUCUUGAAGAAUUGCCAAGUCAUGCAAGUUGAAGGAUCACCAAGAGCACUUAGGGCCGGCGUUGGAAGAAGUCAGGGGCCUUGGGGUCGCCAGUCCCUGAGCUCCACCCGCCUUUCCUCUCUUGACUUGUGUUCCAGUGCCCUGCAGUGCCCUCUGCUAGGGAAUACGGCUUGUAGAUGUUUACACAGCACUAGAUAGAAGUCAGCUGGCUAGAUUUCCCAGGUACCCUGAUAGCCUUAGGCGCGCCCCUUUUGAAGUAUGAACUCUGAGUUCAGUAUUUGUAAGUCUAACUAGACAAACGUCUAGUUCUGGUUUAACAAGUUUCUGUUGCCUCUGAGUCUCCACCUAACCAUACUUUUGAAGUCUAUACAGAAAGCUUUAAGAGUUUAGUUUGUGCCCUUGGUUUUUAUUUUUUACAACUGCUAAAAUACCUCUGUAAGCCUUAUCGUUUAUCCUUUCCUAUGUUGUAUAAAAUUGUAUAGAAUUCAUUGACCAACUGGUAACGUUGGGUAUCUGUAAAUGAGACCAAAAUAUGGGUUGCUUUUUUUUUCAUCAGAUGAUUUCUCUUGGGCGUUGCUGUGAAAUGAGCAGUAGCCAGCCUAGAACUGUGAAUGCCUUGUGUCGUCAGUAUUUGCGUUACCUUCAUGAAAGUGCAAGUCCUGUGACUCCAGCUUAACCAAUACACUGUUAUGCCACCCAACGAGCACAGCAAACUGGUUUAGGUUCUAAUGGAAUUGAUGUAAAAUGAUAUCCAUAAAUAAACAGAUAUUUGUGUUUGGUUUCAGAACUGA